Messenger RNA from Sinocyclocheilus rhinocerous, 1758 nucleotides. Its product is annotated as E3 ubiquitin-protein ligase rififylin-like. The record is from RefSeq and is a predicted model, not a curated record. Gene Ontology annotation, molecular function: ubiquitin protein ligase activity. The transcript has 6 exons. Lineage: Eukaryota; Metazoa; Chordata; Actinopteri; Cypriniformes; Cyprinidae. Gene Ontology annotation, biological process: negative regulation of extrinsic apoptotic signaling pathway via death domain receptors; protein K48-linked ubiquitination; proteasome-mediated ubiquitin-dependent protein catabolic process. Bases 372 to 1175 code for a protein of 267 amino acids. Gene Ontology annotation, cellular component: cytoplasm; plasma membrane.
UGCGUUAGUCAAGGGAACUGCAGAGCGAUUUCACCUAUAUUUCUGUACAGAGCGUACUCGUUCAUUUAGUAUUUCAUCGUUAAUGCGUUCCCGAUUAAAGACAUAUUUUAUGGCUGUAAUAGGACGUUGCAACGGAUAUUUUGGGAUGGGUUGUGCAGACCUUAUAUUAUAGCUUGCUCUGUGUGGACAUCACCGCCACCGUGGAAGAAAACGGCAGCUCAUGGCACCAGGCCUACACAAACUCGGGCUCCAGCCUCCUCCCAGCACCACCCGAACACUUGUGCAAGGCCUGCGGAGGCCAGUUUGACGCCAUAAGAACGCAUGUCUGCGUGGACUGCAAAAACAGCUUCUGCAGCCGCUGCUCGGUGCAGAUGGACCUCCGGCCGUGGAUGUGCCACACCUGUCAGCGGCUCCACUGCACCUUCUUUGAACGGGCAGAGUUGAUGAGGCUGAAGGUGAAGGACCUCCGUGACUAUCUCCACCUGCACGAAACCCCCACGCAGAUGUGCCGAGAGAAGGAGGAGCUGGUGGAGCUGGUGCUGGCUCAACAAACUCCCAGAGGCAGCGGCAGUGCCGAAUCCCGUUCACAGCCGUCUGUGCCUCCACUGCCUUCCCAUCCUCUUGCAGAAUCUGAAGCCCUCACGGAGGAGGAGGAGGAGGAGGAGGAGGAGGAGGAAGAGGAGGAGGAGGAGGAAGAAGAUGGAGAUGGAGAAGAUGAGGAGGGCGAAGAAGAUGAUGAGGAUGAUGAGGAAGAGUCCACAGACAGCGAGGAGACGCUGGUGCACAGCAGAAGAGCCUCUCUGUCUGACCUGAGCAGGGUGGAGGACAUCGAAAGCCUCAGUGUGCGGCAGCUGAAGGAGAUUCUGGCACGUAACUUUGUGAACUACCAGGGCUGCUGUGAGAAAUGGGAACUAAUGGAGAAGGUCACCCACCUCUUUAACGAUCAGAAAGACCAUCACAACCUGGGUUCAAGUACAAAAACAGAAGCGGCUGAUCCUGCUGAGCCCAGCGGCCAGGAGGAGAACCUGUGCAAGAUCUGCAUGGACUCCCCCAUUGACUGCGUUCUGCUGGAGUGCGGCCACAUGGUCACAUGCAGCAAGUGUGGGAAACACAUGAACGAGUGUCCCAUCUGCCGACAGUACGUUGUUCGAGCCGUGCAUGUCUUCAGAUCGUGAAUUCGGGUGCAAAGAGACAGACUGUCGCCUACAGGUUGUUGCUUUUUCACACAUUGAACAACAUUUUCUCACAUUUUUUGAUAAUGUUUCAUGUUGCUGCUUUGUUUCUAAGUUUACAUGAUUGAAUGCACUUAUUUGCUUUUUUAACUGCAACAGUGUUAAGGUGUGGCUUCCGAGUUGUGUUUAAUUCAUUUGUUGACUUUUGCACUUUUUUGUUAUUUAUUAGGAUUUUUCCUUUAUAUCAUCCUACGAUAUUUGCAUUACUUACAGUAUGUAAAUAAUAAGCAAACAAGGUUUAAAGGAAAAAGUUCAUUAGAGGUUAAGACGUCACUUAAGACUCCCUAAAGGUGUGUCUAUCUGUAUAAAGAACACAUUUAAAGGGGUGAAAUACACUUGGAAAUUUCUGGGAUGUGAAAACAGGGUAAAAUGGUUGACUUUAAUUUUUAUUUGGAGCACUGAUAAUCAUGUUGUUUCUGUGUUUAAGACUGUACAAUAUUUCACCAUUGCAGUUAAAUCACCACUAUAAUGUGACCACUUCCGGGGUCACUCCACUCUUGGUUAAAGAAAUGGUUCACCCAAAAAU